Messenger RNA from Alligator mississippiensis (American alligator), 2966 nucleotides. It is a transcript of the gene MTAP, whose product is annotated as methylthioadenosine phosphorylase. Bases 132 to 965 code for a protein of 277 amino acids. Gene Ontology annotation, biological process: nucleoside metabolic process. Gene Ontology annotation, cellular component: cytosol. Lineage: Eukaryota; Metazoa; Chordata; Crocodylia; Alligatoridae. Gene Ontology annotation, molecular function: S-methyl-5-thioadenosine phosphorylase activity. The transcript has 8 exons. The record is from RefSeq and is a predicted model, not a curated record.
GCAAAGGCACCCAGCCCUUUCUCUGGGCUUCGAUACAGAGGCCGCGGCCGCCCGAGCGGCUCCGUGCCGGCCCGGCUGAGCGCACCCACAGCAGCCGUGACUCCUUCCGCCGGGACUGCCUCUUUCCGGCCAUGGCGGCGGUAAAGAUUGGAAUUAUAGGUGGAACUGGUCUGGAUGAUCCUGACCUCUUAGAAGGAAGAACAGAAAAAUACAUUGAGACUCCGUAUGGCAAGCCAUCAGAUGCUUUGAUAUUGGGGAAGAUAAAAAAUGUUGACUGUGUGCUUCUGGCAAGGCAUGGAAGACAUCAUACCAUCAUGCCAUCAAAUGUUAACUUCCGUGCCAACAUCUGGGCACUGAAGGAAGAGGCUUGCACUCACCUUAUAGUUACUACUGCCUGUGGUUCAUUAAGAGAGGAAAUACAGCCUGGUGAUAUUAUAAUAAUUGAUCAGUUCAUUGACAGGACAACCAAAAGACAUCAAACUUUUUAUGAUGGGCAGUAUUGUGGUCUUUCAGGAGUAUGUCAUAUUCCAAUGAAUGAACCAUUCUGUACCAAAACCAGAGAGGUUCUUAUAGAGAUUGCUAAGAAGAUUGGCCUCAAAUGCCACUCAAAGGGGACAAUGAUUACUGUUGAAGGCCCACGUUUCAGUUCUCGGGCAGAAAGCAUGAUGUUUCGCAGCUGGGGAGCUGAUGUUGUUAACAUGACUACGGUUCCUGAAGUGACUCUUGCAAAAGAAGCUGGGAUCUGCUAUGCAAGCAUUGCUAUGGCAACAGAUUAUGACUGCUGGAAGGAGCACGAAGAAGCAGUUUCCGUAGAUAAGGUUUUAAAGAUGCUGAAAGAGAAUGCAAAUAAGGCAACCAGCAUACUGCUUACUGCUAUACCUCAAAUAGGCGCCAUGGAUUGGACAGGAACUCUGCACAAUCUGAAAGGUACUGUGCAGUGCUCAGUCAUGUUACCAAAGCAUUGAAAGCCUGGCUAGGCUCCCACGUUUGGAUGCUUGCAAGUAGAAGAUCCAUUCUCCAACUGAUUAGUAAAAUGAAGAUUUUUAAAAAGCUAAAACUAGAGUUGUUAGUUGCUUUGCUAUCUUCUCCCCUCUCCCCCCCACUAAGAGAAGAAUAUUUUUUUAAUUCAGAAAUGUCUUGAAGGAAUACAGGUUGCUUUCAGUAAAAUUAUUGUAUUGUUUUUAUAUUAACAUGUUAACUUUUCUAUAUUUUCUUUAUAUUUCACCAUUGUAUGAAUUUUGUUCAUUCUAAGCCCAGUACGAUAAACUGUUUACACUUUCAUUAGUCUCACAGAAUUUUAUUUCAUUAUACCAUUAUUUGAAUAUCAAUUAUUCCUAUGAACAUGGUACAAUUUUUUUAUAUUCCUGUCAUAAAUACAGUACUGUAUAUUUUUAUAUAUUACCAUUGUUUAAAUGUUUAUUAGUCCAUCAUCAAUAUGGUACUAUAAGUAUACUUUACCCUUACAGUUUUGCCUUCUCAUUAAUAUGCUACUGUGAGUUACUUUUUUCAGUAUUCUCUGAUGAAAAUAUGCUUUCCAUAUAGCUGAAAAAACAUUUCCAAUUUUACAGCCAAAAUCUUGGACCCAUAAAUAAUUGUCCUAUUCUGCAGCAAUUAAUCAUUCUAAAAAUAAGUGUUACUAUUUUAAACAUUUACCUGAUAGCAUGAGCAAAUUGUGAGACCAGUACCUGGAUUGCACUUGAUUGCUUAUAAAUAUUCAUGUCUGAACAUAACUCCUGCAAAAUUGAAAUCUUGGUUUGAAGCACCUUUAAAAAAUUAGAUGCCUGAAAUGUUAGAAAAUUUCUCAAUUUUAGCCUCAGCUGCUUGAGUUCUGGAAAAAAUGAUUCACAUUUAGGAUUUAAUGCCAGAUACUUUAUGGUUACUGGAAAUACUCAUUUCUUUCUUUUUUCUUUGUGGAGGUGGAGCAGAGGAGGCUGAGGGCUAUCCUAGGCCCUGACUGGCUGACUAAAACUGAAGUUAUUGACUAAAACUGACUGAAUAAAACUGAAGUGACAAAGAGGAACAUGUGUUGACUUGAUGCUACCACCAAAGUUUUGAACAUGUUUCUCUACUAUUUAUCUAAAAAAAAAUCUGCUUUUUAAAGUUCCAUUCUGAUAUACAACUCUUAAAGUGAUGCAUAAAUUCAUGAUGUUGCUUGACUAAUGUAUGUAUUCAUGUAGUUUUCAUCUUCUAGACCAGGGGUGGGCAAAAUAUGGCCUGCAAGCCAGAUCUAGGCUGUCAACAGAUUUGAUCUGGCCUGCAGGUGGAAAGCUGUCAACUUAUUAGAUCUGGCCUGUGGGUGGCUAGCAGCUCUGGCCACUGCAUGGUGCUGGGCAGGUGGGCAGGACUGCUUCCACCCAGCAGCAUCAGCCCUCAAUACAGCAACAUCAGCUGUGGACCUAGCAGUACUUCCAUUGCAGUGGGUGGGUGGUGAUGUCAGAGCCCCAAUGCAGAACUUGCCAGUGGCAUCCACAACUGAUGCUGCCACCCUCCCAGCACAGUGAAAGCUCCUGCCCAGUGCCCCCACCCAGAACCUGCUGUAGACCCAGACAGAAGCUGCUGCCACAUGGGGUGAGCAUCAGCAUCAGCUAUGACAUUGCCAGCAGGUUCUGUGUCAGGGCACUAGAACCUGCUGGGUGGGCCCACAGCUGAUGCCACUUCCCAUGUGCUGCUGCAGAAGUCCCCAGUUGGGUCCACAGCUGAGCUUCAGGGCUCCUGGCAAACUACAGUCCAGCUGGGUUCUGGAGGGAUGGAGGAAGAGGGAGAGAGAGAUGGGGAGAGAGAGAGAGCAAGAGACAGGAGAGGAGAGAGAGAUGGAUGUGGCCCUUGACAAAUCCCCAAAACUCAUUAAGUGGCCUUCCAGCUGAAAUAAUUGCCCACCCCUGUUCUAGACUCUAUGGAAUGUAAUUUGCUUACAAAAAGAAUCUGCUGCUUCUUGCCUAAUAAAUAAACCAAAUAUAAAUCCUCCA